CGGCGGCAGGCAACGGCCGGGGCGGGCGGGGGCGGGCCCGGGCGAGGCGGCGCUCCCGACCCGGUCCCCUCCGCCCUCCACCACCGCUGCCCGCCGCGGGCCUGGCCGGGCGGGGGGGCGCCGCGGGCUGGCGGGCGGAGGGCGGCGAGGCCGGGAGCGCCGCGGGGCGGGCCACGCAGGCCGUUGGGCCCUGGCUGCCGACCCCGGGGCGCAGGCAGGAGGGUGGCGGCCCCACGCGGGACCCGGACCCGGCCAGCCUCCCGAGCGUCCGCGGGUCGAGCCCCGCGUUUGGGGAGCCUCUUGGACGUCGCCAAGGCCGGGCGUGCCUUCGGGGGCUCUCUGGAGGUGGUGCUUUGGGAAGCCUCCGCUGGGGCCGAUUUUACUAAUCCUCCGAAAGGAAAAAAAAAAAAAGAGACAAAAAAGAUGAAGGUUGGAAAGCACUUAUCUCGGUUCCUCCCCAGUGGAUAAAAUGGCGAAGGGGAAGCAAAACCCCCGCGGUAUCCUCGACUAGCAAAAGCACCAGAACAAACAAAGCCUACAGUGAGUGGCCCAAGAGUCCCCCGCUUUCGCCUUGAUAUUUGCCUACUUCCCGCUGCUCCCUUUUUUGGUUACUUGCGAUCACGUAGGUUUGCAAAAAGCAGUCACAUAAAAAUAACCUUUUAAAAAGAGUCACCAACGCAAUGUGAUCACUAGGCCACCCCAACUCUUGAUCCUUUUUUUUUUAUUGUUACAAUAAAACACAUUUUUUUGUUUUGUUUUUUUGUUUGUUUUCUUGGGUUUUUUGCCCGGUCCCAAACGCCGCAGAACAGCCUGCGGCCGCCCGACACUGUACCGUUGGCGACUCGGGUCGAUCCAUCAUGGCUGCGGCCGCUUACCCUGCUUUUCAGUGCCUGCGCCUUGUGGUCCUCCUCCCUUUGGCUGCCCUGUUUAUAUAGAGCCAUUGCCGCUCUCUAAUAUAGACUCUGCCAGGAUGGGAAGGUGCUUUUCAGGCCUACGUCACCGCCUCUCCAUUUAAACACCAGAUCCGGCUUUAAAUAGUGAGAGCUGCAGAGCGCGGGGCUGGGAGGUGCGUGCUCCCGAGGCGAGAGGCGCCGGCGUGCGGAGUUCAGUUUAUUUCUACGCUCCCUUCACGCCGAAAUUUCGCUCCGGAGCCAGGAGGCUGUUGUCACGGACCCGACCUAAAUUGUAUAGAUCUGUGAUUGAAGAUGUUAUUAAUGAUGUCCGAGACAUUUUUCUGGAUGAUGGAGUGGAUGAACAGGUCCUGAUGGAACUAAAAACUUUGUGGGAGAAUAAACUAAUGCAGUCUAGGGCAGUAGAUGGAUUUCAUUCAGAAGAACAGCAGCUUUUGUUGCAAGUUCAGCAGCAGCACCAGCCCCAGCAGCAGCAGCAUCACCACCACCACCACCACCAGCAGGCGCAACCUCAGCAAACGGUACCUCAGCAAGCACAGACCCAGCAGGUUCUUAUUCCUGCGUCACAGCAAGCUACAGCACCACAAGUUAUUGUUCCUGAUUCUAAGUUGAUACAACAUAUGAAUGCAUCAAGUAUUACGAGUGCUGCUGCUACAGCUGCUACCUUGGCGCUCCCUGCAGGCGUGACUCCUGUUCAGCAGAUACUAACAAAUUCAGGCCAGCUGCUUCAGGUAGUCAGAGCAGCCAAUGGUGCCCAAUAUAUCUUUCAGCCUCAGCAGUCAGUUGUUCUACAACAACAAGUUAUACCACAAAUGCAGCCUGGUGGAGUACAAGCGCCUGUUAUCCAGCAGGUCCUAGCCCCACUUCCUGGAGGGAUUUCACCACAGACCGGUGUCAUCAUCCAGCCACAGCAAAUCUUAUUUACAGGGAAUAAGACUCAGGUCAUUCCUACGACAGUGGCAGCGCCCACACCAGCACAAGCACAGAUCCCUGCAGCUGGACAGCAGCAGCCACAGGCCCAGCCUGCUCAGCAGCAGGCUCCAUUGGUGCUGCAAGUUGACGGAACAGGGGACACAUCUUCUGAGGAAGAUGAAGACGAAGAAGAAGACUAUGAUGAUGAUGAAGAGGAAGAUAAAGAGAAAGAUGGAGCCGAAGAUGGGCAGGUGGAAGAAGAGCCCCUCAACAGCGAAGAUGAUGUAAGUGAUGAGGAAGGGCAGGAACUCUUUGACACAGAAAAUGUUGUUGUAUGCCAGUAUGAUAAGAUACACAGAAGUAAAAAUAAAUGGAAAUUUCAUCUCAAGGAUGGCAUUAUGAAUCUUAAUGGAAGAGAUUAUAUAUUUUCCAAAGCCAUUGGAGAUGCAGAGUGGUGAAGAGUCGCUUCUUUCCUUUUAUAAAUAAGACAAAAGAAACUUAAAACGUUAACAUGGACGGUUUGAAACUUGGGACAUAUUUCAGCCAAACCUUCACUUCUGCAUGUCAGAACAGCGCAGUAGAAGCAAAGCUACGGGAACAAAGCUAGGCCUUGACCACAUAGACACUACUUCAGACUGGCGAGCCAUGGAACUGUAGCACCUGGGGCUGCUGGGCGGGGGGAGGGGUUUGUGUAGGACAACUGUAACUGUCAAUUUUAAAUACAGGAACCUGCCAUUGGUAAUUAGCAUGUAAAGCUUUGUCUAUAUUCGUUUCCAAGUUGAGCUCAAUCAGAAGAUACGUGUUGGAAUGACCUGAAGAAAUUACCCUUUUGAUAGAUUGAACUGAAACUGCUUAUUGUAUGUGGUUAUAUUUGGUAAAAAUUGCGUGUGAGCUUUUUACAGAAGGGCAAGAAUUAUGGUGUUGAAUUUUAAUUCAUUUGUAUAAGAAAAUUUAAAACUCAUAAUAGGUCUUAAACAUUUUUACUUGUUACUCUCCCUCAGUAAAAUAUACCUCUUGCUUCUCUGCUGUAUGAACAUCUACUUAAGAUUUACAGAAAAAGAUCAAUGGCCACAGUUUGAGACAAAGUUGACCCAGGAGUAGAUGCUUGGUUUAAUUAGGUUUUUAUACUUGUUAAAUGUGAUUGAAAGACUUGGGUCUUACCUGUGUUAUCUAGAAUUAGAGGGACAGUUUAAUUUCCUUACAGAAAAACUGCUCAGUCCCAGGCUAUGAGGAAACCCCAGAUUGGCUCCUCAGGAAUGUGUCUUUAUUUCACAGAGGCACCACUGAGCUGAAACUGUAUAGUACACGUGCUACGCGAAGGUCUUUCUUGCCGGACUACAGUGUGUGCUUACCUGUGCAUUAGUCUCUGUAAACCCUGGGAUGGCACUCUGUACAUUGAUCUAAGAAGCUUAAGGGCAAGGCAUGAGGACUGGGUUUUUAUUAAACAAUUUAGUAAUUAUAAAAGUUUCUUGUGUUUACUAGUAAAGAAUUUUAGAAAUUAUUUUAAUUGAACAAAAUUUUUAAAAAAACUUUGUAAUUGGAGGGAAAAGUUUGAGGGUGGAGGGGGUAGAGGAAAGUGGGCCACAAAAUACAAAUUUACCUCUUUCAUUGGGUGGCUCUUCAGGCCAUUGAUGAGAUACAUAGACUUGCACAUUGGAGAGAAAAUACAGAGAUUAGACUUGUAUAUUAAACCUGCAGACACGGCCAUGUGCUGAGAUGUGUAGCUCUGCUCCCGUAUGGGGCUCUGCAGAACAAAGAGGUGCUGCAGUGAGCAGCUUCCUGGGACCUGCAGGGACACUCACUCUCCGUCACCUCUGUUCUAGUGACUAACAAAAUUUGUGUUCAAGGUAACUUGCCUGUUGACUUUUUUUUUUUUUUUUUGGUCUUCCAUUUUUGUCUUCCUUUAAUUUGACUUUAUGUAGUUCUGGAAGUAACAGAUAAACUAUAGUACAAAAGAAAAACUGUGAGCUAUAUAGUGCUUUUUUAAGUACAUAUUUUAAAGUUUCUUAAAGCAGUUGAUUUCUCCUCUCCACUUCCCCCUACUGAACCAAUUUCUGUUAUGAAAUUUGCUAUCAGUGGUGGGGUCUUAACGUGAUAGCAGUUAGAUUUUGUAUUCCAUAACUGGUAAUACAGGUUUUUUGUUUGUUCUUUUUUAUUAAUGUAGCUUCUUGAGGGGAAGUCUGUUUAAUCUCCUAUUCUCAAAGCACACCGCAGUUCUGGUUGAACUAAACCUUGGUGAACAGAGGGCACAGGAUCCCGAGAGUUGUUGAGUGGUCCCUUGCUAUAGUUUCUAGGUGUGUGUUUACUCAGUGAAUCAGUAACCUGAACUACCUACAGCAGCACAGCAGUGUGGCCGCAGUGGGACUAGUGGGCUAUGUUAGUGCCGCACAUGCCCUGGCUUCUCUGUGUAGUCAGACAUACUGAAGGUUAGCAUUGAACACUGGCCUGUUUUCUAGCCAAAAUGUUCAGACGUGAGCAACCACUUCUUUGAGAGUGAAGCAGGAACUGACCAUUGAUAUUUGUAUCUAUGUGUACUGACUAAUAAUGCUGGCAUCCUGGACAAUACUGUGAUCUGGGAAAGCUCUGAAAACUGGUUCCAGCCGCCCUGCACACCAGACUGUGCUUUUCCAUGCUGUUAUAUUGUGCUCCUUUUAAAUCAAGUAGCAUGCUGCAUUCCUCAGGAUAGUAGCUUUUGCUGUGUAAUGUCACUUGCUUUGAAUUUUCAAUCAUGCUUUCGCCAUUACAUUUAACCAAUGAUGUCAUUAAGUUCUAUUAAAGUGUCAUUCCUUUGGGAAGCAAGGGAUUCCCACUUGCAGAAUUUUAAGAUGAAGGUAGCAUGUUUUGUUCAGAAGGUGGAAAUAGGGACUCGAACAGUGUCUUCAGAAGCUGAUCUGUUGAGAUUUGUGUGCACAGUGAAGGCACCUCUUACAUGAUGUGAGGCCAGUAGCGCUAAGGUAAAUUUACACAGAUGACUAAGGUGGGAUGUGUGCCUUCCAGUCCAUGAACUCUUGCCUGGUGGUCGUUUGUAUUCUCACACCACCAAAAUGCCCGUGAGCACAUGGGAUUUCCUAGAGUAAUACAACUUUGUCACGUGCAGUUUCUAGAGUCAAACAGGAUAGGAGGGGGUCUUUAUAUUAGGCUUUUAUAUCUGAAAUGUUCACAUGUCUAUUAAAUGUGUCACACUUACACUGUUGCCUUUUGAAAAGUCAGGCUGGCAUCAAGAUUCAUGCAGUACAUAUAGUUAUCAAAGUGUGUUAUUGACAAGCAUUCUGGCUUUAGAAGGCAAUGUAAAAAAAUACUAAUUUUUAUAUAAAGGCUUUCUUUUGCUGUAUUGAAAAUCAGGUUUUUCUUUUGGUGACUUGUAUGGAUGAAUGCAGAGUUGUCUCCCUCUGAGAAUAUUUUUUUUAUUAUCUUAUAGCAAUAAUGUCACCAUAUUAGAGGGUAAGUAUUCCUUGAAUAAGAAAACACACAUAUCUCCUCUUAGCAGUUUUCCCUUUAUAACAGCAUUUUCUUCCACUUGAGAAGGCUCUUAUAUUUUCAUAUUACUUCAUCUUGAACUUUUGAGCUUUUGUGCAAUGUGCUAUUUUAUUGGAUCUUUGUACGUUUUCAUUUCAUGUUUCCUCCCUACCUGUCUGAAGCUGCUAUAGCUGAUGUUGGGGUUUCGGUUAAUGGUUAUGUGUUUUCUCAUCUUUAUUAAAGUUAGGUUUAUCUUUUAAUUUGUUACCCUUAUGGAAAUUAUUCUGGUUUAUACUCUUCCCCCUGGAAGCCUGCCUUUGUCCAUCUGUUAUCUUACUUUCGUGCAUGAUUUAAGGAAGAUUGCAUCAAAUUUAAUAUUUUUAUUUUGAAGAAGAAAAGCUUCCUACCAUUUGAGGGGAGAACAAAACAACAUUGAAUAAAGAAUUGGUCGUUCAGUCAAACUUCCUUAAGUCAGUUCAGAAUGCCUCGGUUACACCGAUGGGGGCUCGUCCCUAGCUGGUCAGAGUUACUGUUGUCGACUGCUGUUGUACAUACUGUUAUGUGUAAGGGCGUAAAUAUAUUUAUUAUGUUUGUAAAAUUCAUUCUGUACACUUGCAGAUCAAGGUUGCUCUUCUGUGAUAUAUCGGGUGUUACGUUUUAAAGACCAUCUUGGAAUACAACUAAAGAGCUUAGUAUUUUGAUGUACUAAGACUAUUUUAAGUUUAAUAUUUUACCUUGCAAAAACUUUAAUUAAAGAUGUUAUUUAAAAAAAGUAAUGUGGCUUGCUUUGCUUACUAGUCAGUGACGCUGGUAUAUGGACAACUGAGAAAACUAAAACCAUGCAGUUUAGACAGGAAGUUCAACAAAAACGGGGAUAUCGUUAAAUUUUGUACCCUCGGUUAAAUCUGUACCUGUAAGGUAGUGGGUUUGGGAUGCCAGACUGAAUUGUUAAACUGUGUUAGAAUUCCUUAAGCGCUUUCAAAAGUUGUAUUUUCCAGGCACAGAAGCAUUUAGAAUGGGUAAAUUCACACCAAGUAAAUGUAAAUUAAGGUUAAUAUAAUUAACAUUGUAUUAAAUGAGUAUUUCUGCUCACGAAGCUUAGAUUCCACCAGAUGAAGUUAUUAAGGACAUCGUUUUGUUUGUUUGGCUAAACUGUCUCUCAGUUCGGAGUUUGUAAAUAAUCGCUCACUAGGAGAUUGGGUUAUUGAGGUUUGUAUUACAUAGGAAUAUAUUUUGUGUUACUUUACAAGAUAUUAAAAUUACUAGCAGUAUUUUGAUUUUAUAGUUAAUUCAAAUGGAUCAUUAAGAGCUUGCCUUUUUGUAAUUUUUUAUCCUGUUAUAAACUACUUUAUCUAAGGAAACAUGCAGAUUUUAACUAUUAAAUAAUCAUAAUAAAGAUAUUUUAUUUAUUGCCAGCA
This is a messenger RNA of Rattus norvegicus (Norway rat), 6697 nucleotides long. The record is from RefSeq and is a predicted model, not a curated record. Lineage: Eukaryota; Metazoa; Chordata; Mammalia; Rodentia; Muridae.